AUUCGCGACUUGGAGCUCACCUUUUUGUGUAGGAAACCUUAUCAGCGACUCUCUCUGCUUACCAGCUUCACUCUAAUACUUUGAGCUGAGCCUGCAAAUCCUCUCGCGAUUCUCGACCUUUGCUCCCACGAAGCCCGUUCUCUACCCCGCAAUGGGUUCUCGCCUGCACAAUGCUCCCAUUGUGUUAGACAACGGCAGCGGUACCAUCAGAGCUGGCUUCGCAGGGCAAGAUGUGCCGAAAUGCUAUUUCCCUUCUUUUGUUGGUCGGCCGAAGCAUGUGCGGACCAUGGCAGGCGCUCUGGAGGGCGAUGUGUUCAUCGGGCCUCAGGCACAGCAGUACAGGGGCUUGUUCAAAAUAAAUUACCCGUUGGAGCAUGGCAUAGUCACAGAUUGGGACGACAUGGAAAGGAUAUGGCAAUAUGUUUACCAAGAGGAGUUGAAAACUGUGAGCGAGGAUCAUCCCGUCCUCUUGACAGAACCCCCACUAAACCCUCGAGAAAAUCGCGACACGGCAGCACAAAUCCUCUUUGAGACCUUCAACGUUCCCGCCAUGUAUACAUCAGUGCAAGCGGUCCUCUCGCUAUAUGCAUCAGGGAAGACUACAGGCAUCGUUCUGGACUCGGGCGAUGGGGUGUCCCACGCUGUGCCAGUUUUCCAAGGGUUCGCUAUACCGAAUAGUAUCAGGCGAAUUGAUGUGGCCGGAAGGGACGUUACAGAGCAUAUGCAGCAAUUGCUCCGGAAAAGUGGGCGAGUUUUCCACACAAGUGCAGAGAAAGAAACGGUCAAGAACAUAAAGGAAACCACAGGUUACGUGGCGCUUGACCCUGCCAAGGAGGAGAAAGAAUGGUCAGGAGCUGCAAGGACAGACGGGAAGAGCGUCGAAUACACUCUACCAGAUGGACAAAAACUCAAAAUCGGAGCGGAAAGGUUCCGAGCACCUGAGAUUUUAUUCAACCCCGAGAUCAUCGGACUGGAGUACCCUGGUGUUCACCAGAUUGUGGUUGAGGCCAUACACCGAACUGACAUGGACCUUCGAAAGGCACUCUACGGCAACAUAGUGCUCUCCGGCGGCUCGACUCUGACAAAGGGCUUCGGCAACCGAUUGCUUCAUGAGGUGCAACGAUUAGCUGUAAAAGACAUGCGAAUCAAGAUUCUGGCACCCCCCGAGCGAAUCUACACGACAUGGACCGGGGGUAGCAUUCUCGCGGGUCUGAGUACCUUCAAAAAGAUGUGGGUUGAGAAAGAUGAAUGGCAAGAGAAUCCGGACAUCAUUCACACGAAGUUCGCGUAAGCGCCUCUCAGUCGGAGCCGGGGACAUGAUUUGUUGUCCAUGUUUUGCGGUUCUCCACAGCCCGCCUCCCGCCUCCACAACAAGAAGAGGAUGGCUAGCUCGGACGAGGUGCAUGACACUUGCAUUUUGGAUCGAGACCUUUUAGUCACGAGAUCGGGGAUUUGCCCCAAUGCCAAGCUGCCAAAUUAGGCAGGCAGCAUAUCGGAAGGGACAUCGGAAGGGAAGCCGGAUGUGCAGGUAAAAGUACUACAAGUAGUGUGGAUGACUUGGUGCGUGAUGGCGUGGAUGCGGGGAUGCGUGGUGUGCGAUGCGCGUGUACAGAUGAUGAGAGGUGAGGAGAGGCGUUUACGUACGGCACGGGUACGGUAAUAACGCCUAUGGUACUUCUCCUCGAUUCGUACUCGUACCUUGCUUGGGCAACGAUGGUAUGCGGGAAUGCUAGGAUU
Aaosphaeria arxii CBS 175.79 is the source of this 1737-nucleotide messenger RNA. Its product is annotated as Actin/actin-like protein. The transcript is spliced from 4 exons. The record is from RefSeq and is a predicted model, not a curated record. Bases 152 to 1291 code for a protein of 379 amino acids. NCBI's taxonomy places the organism in Eukaryota, Fungi, Ascomycota, Dothideomycetes, Pleosporales.